GACAUUUACACUUGAGCUCGAACCUGGCGAGUGACAACCGAUUAAUCUGUCAAAGAAGUCCGCAGAAUGUUCUGCUCACGGUCUACGCUCUGUCAAGCGACACAGGCUAUCAAGCGGUGUCAGAUUCGCUCUCUGUCCAGCUUAGAGGGCCACCCGCAUAUAUAUGUCUUUCAAAACGAUGGCGAUAUAAUACAGGGGAAUUCCCACAUUCUAUCUCUUCUACCGACCGAACCACCGAGUCGCGAUCUUGCCAUCGGCUCUACCACGCGACUCCCUCCCACGCCCGAAUCCUUCCAAGAGAACCCCGCGUUUCUGAAGACCUUACAAGAAGUUCUUUCUAAACAUGCUCAUGAGGACCCCGAUGCGAUCUCACAGGCCCAAGUUAUGGCCUCGACGUCUGGCGCAAAUCUCGGAUCUGGAGGAGUCCUGAUGGCAGGUCACCAUAGGCGAAGACGACGGGGGGAGAAUGAUAUGAGCAGCGGAGCAAGUGGUCAAGGGGGCGUUGGCUCUGCAGGAAGGGGCGGCUGGAUCCAUAUAUCCGAUAACAGACGGCCCCCAGAAUACGGGAGAAUCGCAUGGCCGGAAGAUAUAUUUGGUAGCCUAGAGGUCGACGGCAAGGGGCAAUUUGUGGAUGGGAAUGGCAAUUAUCAAUCAAGUGGCACUUACAGGAUUGUCACCAACAACGGGAUACUGGGUUUGAGUCCUUUUCUGAGAGAAAAGUUGGUUCAGAGAUUGCGCGAACAGGAAGCUUGACGGCAAACCCGGGAGGUUUACCAUACUUCAUUGUAUAUUACUGUACUUUAAAGUGCCUAUAUUCCUACAGCCUGGAUGUAUUCCAACAUCUAUUCCAAAACCAUGAGAAAUUUUACCAGAAAAGGUUUCAAAC
Penicilliopsis zonata CBS 506.65 is the source of this 886-nucleotide messenger RNA. RefSeq lists its product as hypothetical. The record is from RefSeq and is a predicted model, not a curated record. NCBI's taxonomy places the organism in Eukaryota, Fungi, Ascomycota, Eurotiomycetes, Eurotiales, Aspergillaceae. The coding region runs from base 67 to 753 and encodes 228 amino acids. The transcript has 5 exons.